GCCCUGUUGUCAGAAAGUUCAUAACCCAUAGCAGGGUGUAGAUCUUUCACCCCAGAACUACAUUUGCACCCUGGUAGUUUUGGUCGCUUUUUAUACACCUGCACGCGCUUUUUGAAUCGAGGAAUUAUGUCCCCUUUGAGUUUCCAUAACUUGUAGGAUUUGUUUCGGAUCAGCUGAAGCCGGCUCAUACUCUUUGCCUUAUCUUCGGCGUCUGAGCCUUACAUGAUGUAAGCAAACUGCACAUGCACUGAAUUGACUAAGUCGUCUAUGAAAAGUAUUUGAGGCUCAACAAUCCCGACCGAGCGCGCGUCACCAUGAAGAUCAACAAGAAACACGAUCGGCAGAAUCCGCUGGAAACCGCAAACUUGCUUUCCAGGGUCUUCAUGUGCUGGAUCGCCCCCAUCCUGCACCUCGGCUACAAGCAAAGACUGGAGGAGAGCGACAUGUACUGCGUUCUUCCAGAAGAUCACUCUGAGAGACUCGGGGAGGAAUUACAGAGGUUUUGGGACCAGGAAGUCAGAAAAGCAUCCAAAGAACUUCAAAAGCCAAAUCUUUCCCAGGCUCUCAUUAGGUGCUAUUGGAAAGCGUUCUCAGGGGCCGGGUUGUUUUUGUUUUCACUGGAGGCAAUUAAAGUGAUCCAGCCGUUACUCCUGUGGAAAAUAAUCCAGUACUUUGAGACUUAUGACCCGGACGACCAGAGAAGUCUCUACAUGGUGUACGGAUACGCUGCCGCCAUGUCCCUCUCCGCCUUUGGACUCACCAUACUCCAACACCUCUACUACUACCACCUCCAGAGAUUAGGCAUGAGGAUGCGAGUCGCCAUAUGUCACAUGAUAUACAGGAAGGCUCUCGGUCUCAGCAGUGAAUCAAUGGGGAGAACGACGACGGGACAGAUUGUGAACCUCCUGUCCAAUGAUGCCAAUCGUUUAGAUGAGAUCACUCUGAACCUGCACUACCUGUGGGUGGGCCCUCUUCAAGCGGUGGUCAUUGUUGUGUUCCUCUGGUACGAGAUUGGCCCCUCGUGUCUGCCAGGCGUGGCGAUCAUCGUCCUCAUGCUGCCUCUGCAGACCUGGUUUGGGAAGCUCUUCGGCAUCUUCAGGAGCAAGACGGCCGUGCUCACUGACAACAGGAUCCGCAUCAUGAACGAGGUCGUGUCCGGCAUCAGAAUCAUCAAGAUGUACGCCUGGGAGAAACCGUUCUGUGCUCUGGUUACUGAAGUCAGAAGGAAAGAAAUCAGCCAGAUUAUGAAGAGCUCCUACCUCCGAGGACUCAACAUGGCCUCCUACUUUGCCAGCAGCAAGAUCAUCGUCUUCAUCACCUUCACCGUCUACGCUCUCCUGGGCAACGCCGUCACCGCCAGCUGUGUGUUUGUCACCGUCUCCCUCUAUGGCACCAUCAAGCUCACGGUCACCCUGUUCUUCCCUCUGGCCGUUGAGAAACUGUCGGAGACUGUGGUCAGCAUCCACAGGAUCAAGAGUUUCCUCCUCCUGGAAGAGGUGGAGAGGAGAAACUUCAAGCUGCCUCUGGAGGAAAUGAAAGAGAAAUUCAUCGAGAUUGAGAAACUGACCUGUUAUUGGGAUAAGAGUUUGGACGCUCCGUCUCUACAGAACGUCUCUGUCACAGUGAAAUCUCACCAGCUUCUGACUGUGAUCGGCCCAGUGGGUGCAGGAAAGUCAUCCCUGCUGAGCGCCAUCCUCGGGGAGCUACCACACGACACAGGAGCGCUUAAGGUCAGAGGUCGGCUGACGUACGCCGCCCAGCAGCCCUGGGUGUUCCCUGGAACCAUCCGCAGCAACAUCCUGUUUGGGGAAGAGUUCAACCUGAAGAAGUACGAGAAAGUGAUCAGAGCGUGUGCACUGAAGAAGGACCUGGAGCUGCUCCCACAUGGAGACCUGGCGCUCAUCGGUGAUAGAGGAGCUACACUCAGCGGGGGGCAGAAAGCCAGGGUUAACCUGGCCAGGGCUGUGUAUCAGGACGCAGACAUCUACCUCCUGGACGAUCCUUUAAGUGCUGUGGACGCUGAGGUCGGGAAACAUCUUUUUGAACUGUGUAUCUGCGGCCUGCUGAAGAAUAAAAUACGAAUCCUGGUCACCCACCAGCUGCAGCACCUGAGGGCCGGAGACCAGGUUCUGGUCCUAAAGGAGGGUCACAUCAUGGCUCAGGGGACCUACAGUGAUCUGCAGGGCUCCGGUCUGGACUUUGUGUCUCUUGUGAAGAGUGUGGAGGAGCAGGAUGGAGGCUCGGCCGACACAGACAGAGUGUCCUUACAGAGCCACAGGUCUCAUUGUUCCUCCAGCAGCCUCCUGCCUCCUGACAGCAACAACAAGGCGGACCAGCUCCCUGCUGAAGCGGUUCAGUCCAUGGCAGAGGAGACACGAGUGGACGGAGACGUUGGCGGCCACGUUUAUUGUAAAUACUUCACUGCGGGCUGUAAUCUCCUGGUGCUUCUGAUCAUCCUGCUGCUCAGUCUCACAGCUGAGGCUGCAUACAUCCUGCAGGACUGGUGGCUGGUGUACUGGACAAAAGAAGAGGCGUCCAACACCACAACCAACGCUGUGACCAAGAGUCACUUCAAUGCUUCUCACUCAGAUCAGGAGAACAAUCUGACAUUUCACCUGGGCAUUUAUGCAGGUUUGACAGCAGCGGCUGUAGCCUUUGGCUACGCCCGGAGUCUCCUGAUCUUCUAUGUGCUGGUGAGAUCGGCUCAGACUCUGCACAACAGCAUGUUCAACGCCAUCAUCCGCACGCCUGUACGCUUCUUUGACAUCAACCCAAUAGGAAGAAUUCUCAACAGAUUCUCCAAAGACAUCAGCCAGAUGGACUCCACGUUACCCAUCACCUUUGUGGACUUCUAUCAAUUAAUGUUGCAGAAUAUCGGUGUAGUCGCCGUGGCCGCCUCGGUCAUCCCUCACAUCCUCAUCCCCGUCCUUCCUCUGCUUCUCUUCUUCCUGUACCUGAGACGUUUCUACCUGAGCACAUCACGAGAUGUCAAGCGACUCGAGUCCACCACCCGGAGUCCAGUGUACUCCCACCUGUCUUCAUCUCUUCAGGGUCUGUGGACCAUUCGAGCCCUCAAAGCUGAGGGCAGGCUGAAGAAAGCCUUUGACACCCAUCAGGACCUGCACUCAGAGGCCUGGUUUUUGUUCCUGAUGACCUCCCGCUGGUUUGCGCUUCGACUCGACAGCAUCUGCUCCAUAUUCAUCACCUUUGCAUCAUUUGGAUGCAUCCUUCUCAGAGACGGCCUGGAUGCUGGAGAGGUGGGCCUGGUGCUGACCUACGCUGUGACACUGGUGGGAAACUUCCAGUGGACGAUGAGGCAGAGCACAGAGGUGGAGAACAUGAUGACAUCAGUGGAGAGGGUGUUGGAGUACGCAGAGCUGGAGAGUGAAGCACCUUGGGAAUCCGAAAAGCAACCUCCACCUGAUUGGCCCGACAAAGGCCUUGUGGUCUUUGACCAAGUCAGCUUCUCGUACAGCGGGGACGGACCAACAAUCCUCAAGGACGUCAGCGCCACCUUCCAACCCAAUGAGAAGGUGGGGAUUGUGGGUAGAACAGGUGCUGGUAAAAGCUCCCUGGUGUCCGCUCUGUUCCGCCUGGCAGAACCUCGGGGGAAGAUCUACAUCGACGGGGUUUUAACCUCUGAGAUCGGCCUCCAUCACCUACGUCACAAGAUGUCCAUCAUCCCUCAGGAUCCUGUGCUCUUUACAGACACAGUGAGGAAGAACCUUGACCCUUUCCAUCAGCACCUGGAUGAAGACCUGUGGAGGUCUCUGGAAGAGGUGCAGCUGAAGUCUGUGGUGGAGGAGCUCCCUGCUAAGCUGGAAACGGUUCUGGCCGAAUCCGGCUCCAACUUCAGCGUGGGCCAGAGACAGCUGGUGUGUCUGGCCAGAGCCAUCCUGAGGAAGAACCGGAUCCUCAUCAUCGACGAGGCCACGGCCAAUGUGGACCCCAGGACGGAUGAACUGAUCCAGAAAACCAUCCGGGACAAGUUCAGAGAGUGUACUGUGCUGACAAUCGCUCAUCGCCUCCACACCAUCAUAGACAGCGACAGGAUACUAGUGCUGGACAGUGGUACCAUCCAGGAGUUAGACUGCCCCUUCACCCUGCUGCAGAACAAAGAGGGUGCCCUCUACAAGUUGGUGCAGCAGACGGGCCAAUCAGAGGCAGCCGCCCUGCUGGAGUCAGCCAGGAAGGUGAGGUGAGGUGUAAGAGGCUCAGUUAAGAGUUGUGCCUUUU
Messenger RNA from Labrus mixtus (cuckoo wrasse), 4236 nucleotides. RefSeq names its product ATP-binding cassette sub-family C member 4-like. Lineage: Eukaryota; Metazoa; Chordata; Actinopteri; Labriformes; Labridae. Gene Ontology annotation, cellular component: plasma membrane. Gene Ontology annotation, molecular function: ATP binding; ATP hydrolysis activity; ABC-type transporter activity. Gene Ontology annotation, biological process: transmembrane transport. The record is from RefSeq and is a predicted model, not a curated record. The transcript has 30 exons. Bases 315 to 4202 code for a protein of 1295 amino acids.